AUGGCUUCGUUGAUACUACUGCAGAUGUCUUAUAAUGCAUUGGUGCAUGGAACCUGGCUCACUGCUCUUCCUUUUUUUCCCUUUUAUAGGGGAAAUGCACCAAAACUCAACUUUGGAGGCACGAGCACAACUCAAGCUACUGGAAUCACAGGAGGUUUUGGGUUUGGUACCUCUGCACCCACCAGCGUGCCCUCAAGCCAAGCAGCAGCUCCUUCUGGCUUCAUGUUUGGAUCUGCCACUGCCACCACCACCACCACCACUGCAGCUCAGCCUGGCACAACUGGAGGGUUCACAUUUUCCAGUGGCACCACAACUCAGGCAGGAACAACCGGCUUCAACAUUGGUACCACAAGCACUGCAGCUCCGCAGGCAGCGCCCACGGGAUUGACCUUUGGAGCAGCACCAGCUGCUGCUGCUGCCACCACCACUGCCAGCUUAGGGAGCACAGCCCAGCCUGCAGCAGCUCCCUUCAGCCUCGGGGGACAGCCCUCUGGUCUGAACUUCGGAUCAUUGGUUUCAACAGCAGCCACUGGUGCACCCACAGCAACACUGACUGCGAGCACCAGCCAGGGACCCACUCUGUCCUUUGGAAGCAAACUGGGAGUAACAACUACAGCAUCUACAACGACAGCUGCCAGCACAGCUCCCCUUCUUGGUACCACAGGCCCUGUGCUGUUUGCAUCUAUAGCGAGUUCUUCAGCACCAGCCUCAUCCAGCAGCACAGGCCUCUCACUUGGGGCCCCUUCUACUGGUACAACUGGUCUUGGAACGUCUGGAUUUGGAUUAAAGCCUCCUGGAACAACAGCUGCAACAACCAGCACUGCCACCAGCACUUCUGCUUCUAGCUUUGCUUUGAACCUUAAACCAUUAACUACAACUGGUACUAUCGGAGCUGUGACUUCUACAGCUGCUGUAACCACCACAACAACAACCAGUGCACCUCCUGUGAUGACAUAUGCUCAGCUGGAGAGUCUGAUAAACAAGUGGAGCCUGGAGCUGGAAGAUCAGGAGAAGCAUUUCCUCCAUCAGGCGACACAAGUGAACGCCUGGGAUCGGACACUGAUAGAGAAUGGAGAGAAGAUUACUUCACUACACAGAGAAGUAGAGAAGGUGAAGCUUGAUCAGAAGAGACUGGAUCAGGAGCUGGACUUCAUUUUGUCCCAGCAAAAGGAGCUUGAAGACUUGCUGACCCCUCUGGAGGAGUCUGUGAAGGAGCAGAGUGGGACCAUUUACUUGCAGCACGCGGAUGAAGAACGGGAGAGGACCUAUAAGUUGGCUGAGAACAUCGAUGCUCAGCUGAAGCGAAUGGCACAAGAUCUCAAGGACAUCAUUGAGCACCUGAACACAUCGGGACGCCCAGCAGACACCAGCGACCCGCUUCAGCAGAUCUGUAAGAUUUUGAAUGCACACAUGGACUCAUUGCAAUGGAUUGACCAGAACUCAGCCUUGCUGCAGAGGAAGGUGGAGGAGGUGACGAAGGUUUGUGAGAGCCGCCGCAAGGAGCAGGAGCGCAGCUUCCGCAUCACCUUUGAUUGAAGGACUCCAAGUUCACAGGGUUAACCUCAGAUCCCCACAGAGAAGAGGUUGGUGGGGACCUGCUCAGCAUCUGCUUUUUUGGUUUUCUUUCUUUGAUUGCAAUAAAUUUCUUCUGUUUUAAAUUC
Messenger RNA from Meleagris gallopavo (turkey), 1661 nucleotides. NCBI's taxonomy places the organism in Eukaryota, Metazoa, Chordata, Aves, Galliformes, Phasianidae. The record is from RefSeq and is a predicted model, not a curated record.